AUGUCCCCAUCCAAAUCAAUAUACAAAAUCAAUAUCCACUGCCGUGGGAACCACUCGCCGAGAGGAGGAUCACCUUGCCGAUCAGAUCACACCGCCACGACGCUGGCGACCGGAGCUCUGCAACGACUCCGGCGAGUCCCCUGUUGGUCGUGGUCAUCGGCGAGUCCCCUGUUGCGACCUCCACCCUUACCUGUCUCCCUCACCUCACCACCGCCGUCGUCGCAUUUUCCGGCGGGUUGUCUGCUCCGGUGGUCGGCGACGGGUUUACAACUCCUGAGCAUGUCUUUCGUCGCUGGGAUUGCUGAUGUCUCCGUCGUCACCGUCGAAUUCCGGACGUCGGAGUGUGAGUGCAAGAGGUGCCGUGAACUUCGAUUUUCCGAUCGAGAGCCU
Molecule: messenger RNA, 390 nt
Organism: Striga asiatica
Lineage: Eukaryota; Viridiplantae; Streptophyta; Magnoliopsida; Lamiales; Orobanchaceae
Source: the annotation of a GenBank genome assembly